Caenorhabditis angaria is the source of this 8395-nucleotide messenger RNA. NCBI's taxonomy places the organism in Eukaryota, Metazoa, Nematoda, Chromadorea, Rhabditida, Rhabditidae. The record is from the annotation of a GenBank genome assembly.
AUGCGAAUCAAUAGCCGUGUUGGAUUUAUCAAAAUCAAUGAUUUUUGGUUAGUUUUCAAAAGAAAACGUUUUAAAAAAGUGUUAUUUUUCAAUUCCAGGGAUUUGAAGAAAAGUGAUGCGAUUCAUAAUGGAAAUCCAACUUCGUUUCGUGACUUGUGUUGGUUAGUUUUUUUUAUUAAUGGGUAUUCAUAGAAGAAAUAAGUUCAUUAUUUCUCCAGGCGAAAAAAGACUUUUUGGUAUUUUUCCUGAAAUUAUGAUUUAAAUCUCAAUAUGUCAGUUCUUUGAAAAUUGGUAAUGGGUGAUAGUUCGAGAGCAUAAGACGUUUCCACGUGAACCUCUUAUGUUUCCACUUAAAAAUAAGAUUAUUUCAAAUAAAAAAGUGAAAUACAUGGCAGCCGGCUAGAUUUCGUUUCUCGGAUCAUAUAAUUUCUCUGUUUCCUUAUGACUUUACUGAUUGAUCUUUGACAUGCUGUGUCAAAUCCAUUUAGAAAAGAAUUUCGACUAUGUAUUUACAAAAAUAACUAUUAAAAAAAUGAAUUAGUAUCAUAACAAGACAAACAGGGCGCAAUUCAGUUCUCAGUCGCAGUGAAUUUUGACUGUAACUGGCAAAAAUCAAAUGUUUUGUUCAAUAAUAGAUUACAUCAAUUUUUCAGACCGCAAUCUUCUGAUCGACUACUCAACACAUGGAUCAGCGAUAUUGGCCCGGAGAAAAAGGUUAGUUUAAUUUUGGUUUUCAUUUAAGAGUGCUUCUCCAUAAAAAACAUAUAUCCUUUGAAAAACAGUCAAAUUUGAAAUACUCAAAAUUUGUACAAAUUUUGAAUGUUUCAAAUUUGUACAAAUUUUGAAUGUUUCAAAUUUGUCCAAAUUUCAAAUGUUCAAAAUUUGUACAAAUUUCAAAUGUUCAAAAUUUUGACAUUUUUUAAGUGAACAAAUCGAGUUCAAAAUUUGUCCAAAUUUCAAAUGUUCAAAAUUUGUACAAAUUUCAAAUGUUCAAAAUUUUGACAUUUUUUUAAGUGAAAAAUUCGAGUUCAAAAUUUGUCCAAAUUUCAAAUGUUCAAAAUUUGUACAAAUUUCAAAUGUUCAAAAUUUUGACAUUUUUUCAGUGAAAAAAUCGAGUUCAAAAUUUGUCCAAAUUUCAAAUGUUCAAAAUUUGUACAAAUUUCAAAUGUUCAAGAUUUUGACAUUUUUUUAAGUGAAAAAAUCGAGUUCAAAAUUUGUCCAAAUUUCAAAUGUUCAAAAUUUGUCCAAAUUUCAAAUGUUCAAAAUUUGUCCAAAUUUCAAAUGUUCAAAAUUUGUACAAAUUUCAAAUGUUCAAAAUUUUGACAUUUUUUCAGUGAAAAAAUCGAGUUCAAAAUUUGUCCAAAUUUCAAAUGUUCAAAAUUUGUACAAAUUUCAAAUGUUCAAAAUUUUGACAUUUUUUUAAGUGAAAAAAUCGAGUUCAAAAUUUGUCCAAAUUUCAAAUGUUCAAAAUUUGUCCAAAUUUCAAAUGUUCAAAAUUUUAACAUUUUUCUGAAUGAAAAAAUGAGUUUAAAAAAUGUCAAAAUUUUGAACAUUUGAAAUUUGGACAUUUUUCUGAAAGAGAACAAAAACAAUUGAACAAAAAAAGAAACUGUUCCAAUAAUUAAAUUUAUUUUAAAAAUAAUUUACAGGUACUUCCGACGUCCAAUGCUGUUCGUUUCAUCAAAGUCGACGCAUGAGUUUUAAAUAAUUUGAAAUACUCAUUUUUCUUGAAAACUUUAUUUUUGUUUUUUUUCUCAUAAUAAAUGAAUGAUACUGUAAUUCAACUUUAUUUUAAAAACAAUGCGUUAAAAACAACAAAUAAAACUCGAAAAUGAAUCAAAUAACUUUGGCGUGUCGAUAUCAGGCUCUUUCGUACUCGCUGAAAUUUGACCGUUCAAAUUUUAGCUAUCAUUUUUCUGUUUUCACAACAAUGUUCAAAAAAUCUCAUAUUUUAGAUCGACCAUUUCAUUUUUUUAUUUUUAUACCCUCCUAUAUACUAAAGGUUCACAAAAUAAUAUUAACAAUAAAAUUGAAUCAUAUUAUCAUGCAAAUAUUGUGCAAACGAAUCUGAAUUUUUAGCGUUGUAAUAUCUGAAGUUUUGAAAAAUUAUUAACUCAAUGAAUUUUUCACUGUUUCAAAAAAUUGACAUAUUUUUUGAAAAUUUUUCAUUUGAUCUUAUCAGGUAAAAUUUCACUGUUUCAACACAGAAUCAAACAUUUGUCAAUGGAAUACAUUUCAAUGUGAAGCAUUCUCUGAUUCUGCUCAGAAAUCUGGAUUUUUCUGAUGAGGAAAAAUCAUCGGAAUUUAUUUUCUAAAUAUUUUUCACUGUUUCAAAAAAAAAACAUAAUUUGUUUUGAAACUUUCAAAACACUCUUAAGUAAAUCAAUUUUCACUGUUUCAAAAAAUUCACAAAUUGAAAAAAUUCUGUUGAACUCGAUCAAUUCACAUGUUUUCAAAUCAAAUUAUUCUGUGUCUUUUCACUCUGUAAAAUAAAAUUCAACAAAACGUAUUUAUUCAAAAAUUCGGCAACAUUUCGAAUAUUUUAACUUUGAUACCAUUCAGCUUCAAGAUCUUCCGGAACCCAGAAAAGAAAUACCAUUUUUCUUUGCAAAAUAAGAAAUCAAGAAAUUAGUUCCAGAAAAUUUUAAAUGAACUUCUAAUUGCACUCCGAUCAUUUUAUACUCCCAAAAUCUGGGAGACCACCUACCAGCUGAUCAAAAAAUAAAUAAAUGGAAAACUCAAGGUCAUGAGUCAAAUUAAACAUGGUGGUCUGUUUUUUCUGGAAAUCUGUAAUUUUUUGAACUAAACCAACAAGAAAAACGUCAAUUUGUAAAUAUUUAUUCAACAAAACUCAUUUAUUUUUCAAUUAUGCUCGAUCCAAAUUUUGAAAUCUUCUGGAUCGAAUGAAAUCGGUCUGAAGCACAUUUUUCUCUUGAAUUACUUGACUAGACUUGAAAUUUUGGUUUAAAUCCAUCAAAAAAUUAGGUGGAACCGAUUUCGCAGACAGUUUUAAUUUGAUAAAAAUUAAUUAAUUUGGAAGAGGGUUCAAGAAUCCAGGAAAGAUUGCAAACCACAAAAAUCAGGUUCAAAUUGCAGAAAUCUUGUGACGUGGCAAAUAAUACUCUGCGUCCCUGACCUAACUCUGGAUCUCUAACUCUAACUCGGCCUUCCACUGCAUCUAUGACCUAGUUUUUCUCGUUUCUCUGGGCUCUGUGGUCGUAAUUUCACCUAUUUCCGCACUUUUUCUGCGUCUCUAACCCCAUAGUCUCUAGAUGUCUGACUCUUUGAUUUUCUUUACGUUCUAUUUUAUGGCCUUUCGUUUCUCUGCGUCUCUAACCCUGUCUACAUCUCUAGUUUUUCUUGAUUUACCUCUUGUUCUCUAACUUUCCAUAGUUUCUCUGCGUCUCUAACUGUCUAAUCCUACUCUCCGUCUCUAACGUCCUCUGGUUCUCUAACCCAUUUGUCUGGCUUAUCUGUAUGUCUAACCUACUCUAGCUUCUCAGCGUCUCCGAUGUUUCUCCUUUCCCUAGCUCUACUCUAGCUUCUCUGCCGCUCUAACUUUCUCUUGAUCUCUAACUUUUCUAUUGUCAAUAAUAAUUUUCAAAAGUUCGCCUCGGCGAGGAAUCGAACCUUCGUAUCUUAUUUUGUAGUCCCAUCCGUUAGCCACUAGACCACGCGAGCAUUUCUAACAUUGCUCAUUUUAUGAUUUAUAUUUGACGUCAUUUAGAAAUGCUCACAGCAAAAAAGCAUUUUUGAAAAAAAAAUAAAUAAAAUUCCAACGUGACCCACAUGAAAAUCGUCAUUUUUUUUUAAAUUUUUCUCAUUUUCCGAUUUUCUGCCGCUGAAAAUGAUGGAAAACAACAAAUUUAUUCAAUAAUUUUUUAAUUAGAUUAGCAAUUAAUUAAGUAAGUCAGGCUCGUAUUCGAAUUCAGAAAUCAUUGGGAUGAAAAUCAUGGUUUUUUAGAGAAUGUAGUAGAAUGUUCUGGAAUUUUUUGCUGAAAAUUUGAUUUUUAUACGCGCCAAAAAAGUGGAACCGAUUCGAUUCGGUCAUGUGUUUUUCUUCUUGAGAAAAACAAUUUUUUCCAAGUAAACAAUAAAAAAAAAGUUUAUUAAAGUCAAAGUUCUUAAUUAAAUAAUUAAUUAAUUAAUGAAUAUUAAUUAUGAUCCAAAAAUAAUAUCAUUAAAAUUGGGCUCGGUUGUCAAACAUGUUCCAAUGCAGCAAAUUAUUUGAGGUGGCAACAUUUUUUAGAUUUUCAAAAAUAGAAUUUAGAGCUAGAUAUUUGUUUUUUGAAUUUGAAAAAAAAACGUUUUAUACUCAACAAAAAGUCCACCCAAAAAAAUCAUGUGAUUUAAUUUUGAAUCAAAUUAAUUGUCUACGUCACGACCUCCUUGAAGUCAGGUCAAAAAAUCAGGUUUUUUAAGAGCGUCUGAUUUUUUGUUGUUGUUGUUUUUUUGAGUGAGUCAGAAAGGAUCAAAAUGAAAAAGGUCGUUUUGAGUUUGGGACGUUUUUUGAUGUUUGAAUUUUUUGGACUUUUGGGGAAUUUUAAAGGUACAUGUGGAUUUUUAGGUGGAAAUUGACGAUUUUCUUGAACAGCUGAAAAUCACUGAAAAAAAGGUCUGAAAAUUUUCAAAAACUUUUUUUGAAUCCUUAAAAUAAACCUUAAAAUUUGAAAACUUCAAAAAUUCAGAAAUCUGGGAAAAUUUGAAGUUCUCAAAGUUUAUCCUACAAAAUUGUUUGAAUAAAAAAGUUUCAGUAUGAUCUAAAAAUUCUAACGGAAAUCUGAAUUUUAAUGGAUUUUUGAGCUUAAAAUUUUUGAUCAAUUUUAAUUUUUAAACAAAGGAGCGUAAUGCACUGAAAAUGUGUAGGAAUCGAAAUUUUUGAAGAUUUUCUGAAACAGUGAGAUUUUUUUUACUCGCAGAAAUUUCUUCAAAGUUUUGAAAAUAUUCAAUAUUUUUGAAACAGUGAUUUUUCUUUUCUAAUUUUUUUCACUGUUUCAAAAUUUUGUUAUUGAAAAAUUGGAUUUUUGGAAUUUUGAUUUAAUAUUAACUUCUUGGAGAAUUUCCAGCUUUAAAAAAUGGGAAUUUCAAAAAGAAAAUUAUCUCUGAAUUUGAAAUAAGCUUCCCAAAUACUCCUAAUCCUUCUUUGAAAAUUUUAAACUGGUUUUAAAUAAAAAUUUAGGUUGAAAAUCUGAAUUUUGAAUUUUUCAAAAAACUUGAAAUUUCAAUAAAUUUCAAUAAUGCGAAAACCCCUGGAAUAUAAUUUUUUAAUUUUUGAAAAAUUUAAAAUUAAAAAAAAAUAAAGUUCCCAAAAACCCUCGCAUUUUCCAGUACCUCAUCGCCAUCUGCACCUCCUGGCUCUUCUGCGUCGCUCUCACUCUCUUCAAUCUCACACCCGAAGGCAGUGCCGCACGCGUCGACAAAAACAUCUCAAUCGCCGUCAUCCGUGAAUCGUCAUGGCUUGAAGUCCCGUAUCCUGGAAAAUUCGGACCUCCUCAAUUCAACACCGGCCUAUUCUUGUUAUUUUUGUUAUCAGCGAUGACGUCAGUGUUCGAAAGUGUUGGAGAUUAUCAUGCGGCAGCUCGUGUGUCUGAAGAGAGACCUCCACCAAGUCACGCGAUUAAUCGGGGAAUUCUUGCCGAAGGAUUUGGAAGUUUGAUUAGUGGGCUUUUGGGGCCUGGAGUUGGAAUGACGACGCAUACGGAGAAUAUUGGAGUGAUUGGAGUGACAAGGGUGGCAUCAAGGUGGGUCAAACUAGAUUUUUUGUCAAAUUUCUGAAAUUUUUCAUUAGGAAAAGUUUUACUGAAAAAUCCUGAACUUUCUCCUGAAAAUUCAAAUUAGAAAAUCCUGAUUUUUUUGCAUGGAAAUGUUGAUUUAUCUGAAAUUUUCAGAUUUUUUGUAUGAAAAUUAAAACACGUGGCAAAAUAAAAUUAAUAAAAUACUUGAAUUUUUUGCAUGGAAAUUUUGAUUUUUCUGAACUUCUCAAAUUUUUUUGAAUUAAAAUUGAGACACGUGGAAAAAUAAAAUUCGAAAUUGAAAAUUUUCCAAUUUCUCAUGCCACGUGGCGAAAUCAAAUUAGAAAAUUCUGAUUUUUUUCAGUUUUUCUAAACUUCAUGAGGAAAUGUUACAAUUUUUCUGAAAAAUAGACCAAAGCCAGCAAAUUUUCAUUAUUUUUGGAAACGGUGCAAAAAAUUGAAUUUAACUCAAAAUUGUGAUUUUGUGUUUUAAAUUUGUACUACAUAACACAUUCACCAUAAUAUCGAAAAAAUCUAUAAUUUUUUUGAAACAGUGGCAUUUUUUGUAAUUGUGACAGUGAAAAUAUAAAAUAAAACCAAAACAUUUCAUAAUUUUUUUGAAACAGUGAAGUUUUUAUCUUUGAAUUUCUGGGUUUUUUUGUUGAGAAAUCAAAAAAUUCCCCAAAACGUUUAUUAUUCUUUUGAAACAGUGAAAAUAAUUUAUUCAAAAUUUUUUUGGCGAAAUAAAAUUAGAAAUUGAAAUUGUUUUGAAAUUUCUCACGCCACCUGGCAAAAUCCAAUUUUUUUGUUGUAAAUUUUUAUUUUUUCUGAAAUUUUCCAGAUUUUUUUGUACGUGGCAAAAUAAAAUCAAAUUUCAAACUUCUCAUGCCACGUGGUUAAAAUACUGAAUGUUUCUAUUAAAAUUCAAAAACUCCUUUAUUUUCAUAAUUUUUUUUGGAUUCGGUACAGACCCGCCCGACUCCUAAAUUUUUGGUUCCAAAAAAUGUCAUUUUUUCCAGAUGGACAAUGGUUGUUGCUGGUCUCCUUUUGAUUGUUCUCGGUCUAAUCACCAAAGUUGGCGCCCUCUUAUCCACCAUUCCCGAUCCUUUAGUUGGCGGUGUUCUGGCGUCUUCAAUGGCUAUGGUGGUUGGUGUAGCUGUCUCAAACCUCCAAAUCGUUGACAUGUCUUUGUCCCGAAAUAUGGGAAUUUUUGGAUUCUCAAUGAUGAUCGGAAUGAUUGUUCCCUCAUAUUUCACACGUCUUCCUGUAAAUUCAGGUUGGAUGUGGUUCGAUCAAACCCUGAAUGUUUUGCUGAAAAUGCCGAUGUUUGUUGGUGCACUUUGUGCUUGUAUUUUGGAUAAUUCGGUUGGCGGAGCGACACGUGAGCAAAGAGGAUUGAGAGCGAGAGGAGAGAUUUAUGAAGGAGCAUUGCAUGAAUGCACUUAUAGUUAUCCAAAGUGGGCGAUGGAUAUUUUGCAUAAGGUUGGUUUGGGUUUUUUUUGAGGUUAAAAAUUUCAUGAAAAUUCAAAUUUUCGCGAGUUUUUUGAUUGCAAAAUCGAUAAUUUUGAAGAAAACCGUGACUUCUAAUAGUUCCCAUCUGAAACAGUGAUUUUUUUUGAAAUUUUGUAGGAUUUUUCUUCAAAAGAAAACUAGAAGAACUACUUUAAAAUUCACUAUUUUUGAUUAAGAAGAUUUGAAACAGUGAAAUUUUGCAAAAAAAAAAUUUCUUAAAUUUUUGAACUCAAAAAAUGUACCACUGAAAUUUUCCACAUUUUUUUUCACAAUUUCACUGUUUCAACAUCGAAAGUAAAAUUCAAUAAUUCGAAAAAUUGAAAAAAAAUGUUUGAAAUGCUCUUUUCAAGGUUCAGGAUACUUGAAUUCUUCAAAAUUUUGAUCCCAACAUUAUUGUCUCCUCAAAUUUUCAGCCCGAAACCAUUGAAUUCCUUGAAAAUUCAUUAAAAAAAAUUUAACAAUUAGUUCUACCACAAUGCGGUGUCCAAAGCAGAAAAAAAGUGAAAAAAACAGAAAAAAAACGUAAAAAGCUCGCGUUUUUUUGUAAAGGCGAUGCAAACGGGUAUCGCAACGAACAGAGAAAUAGUGUGUGUAAACGAGAGAAACAGACAGUUCGACUUUAGAAUGCUUUGUACGUUUUUUUCUGUUUUUUCACUUUUUUUCUUUUUUGGACACCGCAUCAAUGAUCAGGAACUACCUUAAAAUUCACUAUUUUUGAUUAGGAAGAUUUGAAACAGUGAAAUUUUGCAAAAAAAAAUAUUCUAAAAUUUUUGAACUCAAAAAAUAUACCACUGAAAUUUUCCAGAUGUUUUUUUUUCCUGAAAAAUUUCACUGUUUCAACAUCGAAAGUAAAAUUCUGAACGUUUUUUUUCAAAUCAAAAUUCAAAAAUUUCUGUGCUAAAAAUCAGAAUUUUCAUAACUCUCUAAAAAUUCAGGAUUUCGAAAUUUCAGCUCAAAAUUUACUUGAAUUUUUCAAAAUUUUGAUCUCAAAAUUAUUGUCUCCACAGAACUCCCCAAAUUUUCAGCCCUAAUUCAUCUAAAAUUAUUUUUUCCAGAUUCCCCUGGUCAAACAUCUUCCAUGCACUCCAAAAGAAAAAAAGAGCACAAAUCGAAUCAAUAUUCAAACAAAUCAAGAAGAAAUUCGAAUGUAG